GUCUAUUAGAAAUUCUAGGUUAAGAUUGAUAUUAUGAAAAAAUGUUUCCAGAGGGACACAGAUUCUUCCCCGUCACCGCAACCCUCUUCACUGUCACUCUAGCUCGACCACAAUAUAAUUACCCAACUCCUUCUCAGUUACCAAGUGGUAAUUAUGGAGCACCAAGUGGAGGAGGAUUUGGAGGUGGAAUUGGAGGAGGCGGAUUAGGGGGAGGAAUUGGAGGAGGUGGACUAGGGGGAGGCAUUGGAGGAGGAGGCAUCGGAGGAGGAAUUGGAGGCGGUGGCAUAGGAGGAGGCAUUGGUGGAGGCGGUAUUAGUGAGGGAAUCAGCGGAGGAGGAAUUAGUGGAGGCGGAAUUGGAGGAGGCGGAAUUGGAGGAGGCGGGAUUGGAGGAGGCGGACUUGGAGGAAGUGGAUUUGGAGGAGGUAUCGGUGGCGGAGGAGGUGGAGGAGUGCUUGUUCAAAAACAUAUCUACGUACACGUAGCCCCACCAGAACCCGAAGAAAUUAGACCACAAGGGCCCAUCUCAGUAGGCCAAGCUACCAAACAUUACAAAAUCAUUUUCAUUAAGGCUCCUUCGGCGCCAGCACCUACUGCUCAGUCCAUUGCUCUAGCUGCUCAAAAUCAAGAAAAAACCAUUAUCUACGUAUUGGUUAAGAAACCAGAAGCAGGUGCUGACAUUAGCAUACCAACAAUAGCACCAACUCAACCCUCGAAACCUGAAGUUUACUUCAUUAAAUAUAAGGCUAAAAAUGAGGUUGUAGGUGGAGGAACUAGUAUUGGUACUUCUGGAAGUAGCAUAGGAGGAACAACUGGCAUUGGUGGACCUAUCGAAACCGGUAGCAGUGGAAGCAAUAUUGGAAGUUCUAUUCAAACAGGUUCAAGUGGUAUUAGUAACAUAGGAGUUGGUACUGGAAGUAUCGGAGGAAGACCGUCAACUCAGUACGGACCACCAGGUCAGAGCGGGCCUUAUUAGUGUUUCUAAUAUUUAGAUUCAUUGAAUGUGAUUUAUUAAACGUUAUUGGUUAAUUAAAUAUUUAAUUUAAUUAUAGUGAACACAGUAGGUACCUCUGAAUUUGAUUGUACAUUUUCCAGAGAAAACAGUAAAUACUACUGAAUAUCCAUUUAUGUUGACAAUCCAUUUAGAAUUAUUUUAAAAUUCCUUUAUUAAAACAAAUGAAAAUGAAAUCAACCAAAGCUAUAUUUAUUAUAAGUUGAGAAAAAUCAUUACAUAUGGCUUGAGGUUGCUAUCAAUACAUUUUUUAAUAAAACUGAAUUAUUAAUUGCAGCUUAAAAAGUAUUUAUUGGAUUUUUGUAUUAUAUAUCUUAAAUCCAUGAGUCCAAAAAAAAUUAAGCAAUGAAUCAAAUUUUAAGUAUUUUUACAACAAACUUGUUGAGAUAUACAAUUUCAUAUAACACACUUUUUACUGAAAGGGGUAAAUAAAUAUUAAAUUAACCAUCAAUAAUUGGAAAAGCCUAUAAUAUUUCUCAUAAUUGGAUCUCAUCCAGUUUAUUAUGUUCUAUUUUUUUAUACCUGAAUUAUACUAUUAUUGUAACUGGAUAUGAUCCAGUUAAAUUAUUUUCUAUUUUUUUAUAAAUGAAUUAUACUAUUAUUGUACAUAAUUUUCGUUAUAUUAUUAUAAAUAUGUUUUUAGCAAAUACGGUG
Messenger RNA from Psylliodes chrysocephalus, 1664 nucleotides. The record is from the annotation of a GenBank genome assembly. Lineage: Eukaryota; Metazoa; Arthropoda; Insecta; Coleoptera; Chrysomelidae.